ACGUCAUCCGUCAACAAACGAGCUGGGCUCUCCGGAGGCGCCGCCACGAUGACCAAGUACUGCCGGGCGCCGCGAUGCUCCAACUCGGCCGGGCAGCCGCGCCGGGACCAGCGGCGGCUCAGCUUCUACAAGUUUCCCUUACACAGCCCUGAGCGUCUCCGGCAGUGGCUUUCCCAAAUGAACCAAGAAAAAUGGAUCCCCACCAAACACCAACAUUUGUGCAGUGAUCAUUUUGCCCCCUCCUGCUUUGAGUACCGGUGGGGAGUUCGCUACCUGAAACCCGAUGCCGUUCCCACCAUCUUCCAGACGUCGGACAGCCCACUGAAGAGGGAGGCUCCUGCCAAACCGGCUUCAAACACACCUGCCAAGAAGCUCCUUCUCGAGUGUGUUGGAGAGGGGGCCACUCCCGCUGCACAAACCCUGACCUGCCAGGAGCCCAGCACCAUGGAGACCCUCACCAUAGCCAUAGACCCCAGUGUGGCCGCCACCCCGGUCUACGUGGAGACUCAGUCUUCGGCCCCCAACUUGGACUUCCAGACCCUCUCGGGACCCCUAGUUGGGACGGUGAACCUCCUUCCUCUGGUCCAAAUCGUGGAGCCCCUCAAAGCCGUGACCCUGGCGGUGGCUUCCCCCACGCCAGCCGUGGCGGGCCACGUUUUGCAGGAGCCCCUGGAGCAGCAGGUGGUGGAUUUUGUGGCCUCUCUGCCCCCGGCCACGCUGGGAGCCUUGCCCAGCUCUUCCGUAGGGCUGGCCGGGCAGCUUUGCACUGAAGUGGCCUUGCCUUGUGAAGUGGUGGCCGCGGGCGAUCAGACUUCGAUAAGGGCCAUGAUGGCCGAGCCGGCAGCGAUGGCUGAACAGGGGGCCCUGGUGAUCGAGAACAUCUCCAUUGAGCCUUUCUUGGAAGGCGGCCCUUCCGUGGCCGUCCCCGUCCUGCAAGAGCCCACCGCCACCACCGAGAUGGUGGCCUAUUUUGAGACCAUCCCCACCGCUCCCGUCGCCGCCACCGCCGCCUCUUCCGGGCUGACGCCCCCUGAGACGGUGUUGUCCUCGGCCCUCAGCCUGCCCAUCGUCUCCACCCUGCCCAUCGUCUCCAACCAGGCGCCCCCGGAGGCCUCCCUCUCAGCCGAGGAGGUGAAGCUGGAGGAGGGCAGCUCUUCCGCCGACUCUUCGGAGGAGCCCCUGGAGGAACAUCGCUACCACCGGAACGAGGGGACGACGGCCGAGCUGGUGGAGGUGGUGAUGGGGCUCCAGAAGAAGGUGAAAGUGCUCCAGCAGAGACACCGGCGGCACUGUGCCAAGCUGGAGGCCAUGGAGAGCAUGGUGGAGCAGCUCUGGAAGGAGAACUUGGUGUCGGAGGAGAAACUGAAGGUUCUGGAGUUGGCCUGCCUGCAGUCCAGCACCUUCGUGCCAGAGGCCGGUGGCGCAGUGGCCAUCAUCUGCCAGGACAGAGACCAAGCCUUGGUCUACGCCAUGCCUCAGCUCCCCAGUGAAGGCAACGAGACCAUCCUCCAGCUGGAAGAACAGUGAGCAGGGACUGAAUGGAGGGAGGGAGGGAAGGGGGGCAGCUGAGAACAAGCCUUUCUGCAUCUGGUUGCCCCCUCAGCCCUCCCCAGGAAGUGGCCAGAGGCCACAGCCCCCCAAGAACGCCGGCCCAGCUAAGCAGAGCUUCAGCUGCCUCUCGGUGGCCUUAUUCCUUCAGCACCUUAUCUUGUGAUUUCUCUCGGGGGGUAUUUGAGAUGAUUAUAUAUACAAUGCACUUUCAGCCCUAAUCCUCCUCGGGGCUCCGAGGCUGCUAAUUUGCCUCAAGCCUGGCUGGCGUGGCCGUGGCCCAGGGUGAUGGGAAUUGUAGUGCAAAAGGGAAGACUUCAACCACCGUUCUUCCUCCCUCGUUUUUAAUUCUCAUCAGCGUCACCGGAUAGCGGCCAACGAGUCCCCUGUUCAUUUUCAUAUCCUAGAAUUUUGCUGUCUGUUGGUGCUUUUUUGUUUCGAAGGGCUCGGCAUCUGCAAGGUGAUUUUCCUUCCUGGAGGGGCUGCUGCUGGCCUCUCCAUUUUUCCUCGCUGAUUCCAACUAGACGGGAGAAAUGGUUCCGUGCUGUUGAUCCCAACGUCUUUCAUGCAGAGCUUGCAAUCCGAUGGGUUAUUACUAUGAUUAUUAUUAUUAUUAUUAGGGGGUUGAAUGGAAGGGGAGGGCAGGAAGAGCGUGUAGGAAACACGGUAAGAAGAGAGAAGAAAGUCUUAAGGGGCCACAAACAAGCGAAAAGGGAAGUGUGGAAAGGAUUGAGACACGGCGACAAUCGACAAUAGGCCUCGUGCAUUUGGAAAUGCGCCUGUAUUUUGCAAGCCCAAAGCCAGCUGCAGUUGUGCACGUCUGCCUCCUUCGAACCUGGCACUCUUUAAGAGUAAAUCCCAGAAUCCCCCAGUGAUACAAGAUGGAGUUUUCUGUGAAUUGUAGUUCAAAGUACCUGGAGAAACCAUCAAGAUGAAUGCGAAACUCUCCGUCGACAAGAUUAAGAACAUGUCAUUGUCAAUUCGAAGAACGUCUCGAAUUCUUUCUGCUUUUCCUCGUGGCCAAUUCCUGUAACUGUCUUGAAACCCAAAAAGUCUUCCCAACUAGCUGCCAAAUAAGAUCGUGAAUGAGUUUUGAUCAUAAAUCCUUUCAUUGGUUAAAUCUUCAUUUAAAAAAAAAAACACAUACACACACACACACAAACAAAAUAGACUGGUUUCUGUGUACCUAAGCAUUGGAGUAAAGAUUUCAUCAAAGGUUUUACAAACGCGGGCCCAUCUUCCCCAGUCUGGUGCCUUUCAGAUAAAUUGGGCCUAAAAUUCCUAGCCAGGGUAGCCAAAGGAACUCUGGGAGUUGUAGUCCACCCCAUAACGGAGGCUGGCAGCUCGAGGAAGGCCAGGGUAAAUCUUGAGAGAAUUGAGCAGGGAUGAUCUCUUUGCAUGUGCUGUGUGUUUAUACAGUUCUGUAACUUAAAUGAAUAAAGGGAAUCUGUCAGAAAA
Messenger RNA from Pantherophis guttatus, 3006 nucleotides. RefSeq names its product THAP domain containing 8 (gene THAP8). The record is from RefSeq and is a predicted model, not a curated record. NCBI's taxonomy places the organism in Eukaryota, Metazoa, Chordata, Lepidosauria, Squamata, Colubridae.